Molecule: messenger RNA, 1284 nt
Organism: Kazachstania africana CBS 2517
Lineage: Eukaryota; Fungi; Ascomycota; Saccharomycetes; Saccharomycetales; Saccharomycetaceae
Gene: PRP3
Product: U4/U6-U5 snRNP complex subunit PRP3
Exons: 1
Coding region: 1-1284 (427 amino acids)
Biological process (GO): mRNA splicing, via spliceosome
Cellular component (GO): U4/U6 x U5 tri-snRNP complex
Source: RefSeq, a predicted model, not a curated record
AUGCCACCAAAGAAGGAUGACAAACGUGGCUUGAAGACGGAGUUACACCCUGCCUUGCGAUCUUCGAAUUUUACCUUGAUUAAAGAGCAACAGCGUGAAGUAAAUCCAUAUUUAGCAACUUCAGCGAAGAAUUCAACGCCAUACAGGCAUAAGUUAUUAAGAUUUCAUAAGCCAGGUGAAGUCAGUGCUAUUAUUGAACGUCAAAGAGAGGAAAGAAAGACUGAGGAUAUCAAAAGGCGACAAGAUGCAUUAAGACUACAAGAGCUCGAUAAAAAGAGGAAUGAAGAAGAAAAGUUGAAAAUUUUGUCAGGCGAACUGCCUGAUCUGAGUAUAGGAGAAGAUAAGUUCCUCAAGAAUAGUAAUGAUAUCCCUGAUACAGUUGAAUGGUGGGACAAAAUCUAUUUGGAUCAAACUUUUAAUAUUUUACAAAAGUAUGAGGAUGAAACCUACAAUUCUGAUGAUGAAGAUGAAGAUGACGAGACCCCUUCCAUAUCCUAUGUCCAGCAUCCAAUACCUAUAAAAGUCCAUGAUAUACGUGUGCCAUCUAAAGUGUAUUUGACUAAGAAAGAACAGAAAAAGCUGAGGAGAGAGAAAAGAAAGUUGAAAAGGGAAGAAAUCGAAACUAAAAUCAAAUUAGGCCUUCAACCAAAACCUGAACCAAAAGUCAAAGUAAGUAAUAUGAUGAAUGUUUUAGAAAGUAACCAAAAUAUAACGGAUCCAACUAGUUGGGAAAAAACAGUGAAAGAGCAACAAGAGGAGAGAAAAAGGAAGCAUUAUGAAAUGAAUGAAAAAAGGCAUGAGGAAGCCAUUAAAAAACGUAAAGCAUUGCAUAAUAAUCAAACUCUAACUUCUGCUUAUAAUUCUACCAUGAAUAACUGUUGUAAAAUAUACUGGUUCAAAAAUGUACAAAAUCCAAGGAUAAGAUUCAAGUUAAAGGCCAAUAGCAAACAAUUGUCCCUACGUGGGGCAUGUCUGCGUGUUAAAGACGAAGGUUCUGGCAUAAUUAUUGUUAUUGGAGAAGAAAAAAAUUGUAACUUCUAUGACAAAUUGGUUAUGAAAAGGAUUAAAUGGGAUGAAAGCUUUGAGGAUAAAUCGGACAAGACAGGAAAUAUUAUAGCUAUGACAGGGAACUAUGUGAAAAAAGUUUGGGAAGGAUACUUGGAUUUUGAGGUCAUUAAAUUCCCCAGAGGCUGGUUUAUGAAAGUGUGUGAAACAGAAGAGGCAUUGAAAAGCACGUUGCAACAAUUCAAUGCUGAGAGUUUCUGUAAUUUUUUGAUCGAAUAG